AUGGCUCCCACAAAGAAGGGUGGCGAGAAGAAGGGCCGUUCUGCCAUCAACGAGGUGGUGACCCGAGAAUACACCAUCCACAUUCACAAGCGCAUCCAUGACGUGGGCUUCAAGAAGCGUGCCUCUAGGGCACUCAAAGAAAUCCAGAAAUUUGCCAUGAAGGAGAUGGGGACUCCAGAUGUGCGCAUUGAUACCAGGCUCAAUAAAGCGUCUGGGCCAAAGGAAUAAGGAAUGUUCCAUACCGUAUCCGUGUACGUUUGUCCAGAAAACGUAAUGAGGAUGAGGAC
This is a messenger RNA of Peromyscus leucopus (white-footed mouse), 287 nucleotides long. RefSeq names its product 60S ribosomal protein L31-like. Lineage: Eukaryota; Metazoa; Chordata; Mammalia; Rodentia; Cricetidae. Gene Ontology annotation, molecular function: structural constituent of ribosome. Gene Ontology annotation, cellular component: ribosome; cytosolic large ribosomal subunit. The record is from RefSeq and is a predicted model, not a curated record. The transcript has a single exon. Gene Ontology annotation, biological process: cytoplasmic translation. The coding region runs from base 1 to 228 and encodes 75 amino acids.